UCCAUUUUUGUGGCUAAUACGGAAAUACGCGAGUCGCCGCGAUUGAAGUAGCCCCCAAACGAUCAUGAAAUCAACGGUAGCAGGAGUAGCCCUGCUACUUCUAGUGCUAAACCAGUCAAGUGAUGCCUUUAUCCACAACUGGCAUUCGGGCCCCAUUAAUUGUCAUGAGUGUGCCACCCUAGAAGAGUGUUCUGCAGGAUCUGGAGCCUUGCGAAAAUGUCUGGAUAACGAAGGUCAAAGCUGUGUGGCCAUUUUCAACAGCAAUGGUGCUGUGAUCCAAAGAGGUUGCAGCGAUAAUUUGGAAUCCGUCUGCACAGAAAGUGGGGACAAUUGCUACGAGUGCCGAUCGCACGGUUGUAAUUCCCUGAAAACCGCUGAGGAUCUGCUCGAGUGCGUUUUGUGCGAUGCCCAGAGCGAUGAUAAUUGUGUCUUCGACAUUGAACUUGUGACUGAGCGAAGGAGGUGCAACCAGCAGUGUAUCACAGCACUCUAUGCCACCAAUAGCGAAGUGGGUGCCCCACUGGAAUUGGUUCGCACUUGUCUGGAUGAUCUCGACUAUGAUGAUCGGGAGGCUUGCGCCGAAGGAACCCUCGACAAUUGUAUAGCCUGCAGCACAGCCAGCUGUAAUAUCGUGGACUUGGGUGUCCGAGGAAGUUGUAACUACUGCAAGGGAGAUUGCACUGGUCCCCAGUCGACCACUUGCCGGGCUGUUCCAUCGGGAGAUAAUGCCGAGAGCUGCUUCAUCGAAUUCGAUACUGCGGGUACCAUCUACGAAAUGGGCUGCCUAAGUCAGUACAAUGUGAGCGAUGUUACCCUGAUGGAGACCAACAAGCAAUUGUGGUACUGCACUGGUGACAACUGCAAUGUGGCCUCUGCCUUGCCCAAGACUCAGUCUUGCAAAUUGUGCAGUUCCCGCACGGAUGAAGAUUGUGCUGUAGCUCCAGAGGAUGUGGAUACGGCUACCGAAUGCGAGGGUCCAGCGAACACCGAUUGCUAUUCGAGGAUUCUGGAUAACGGACACACGGAGAGGGGUUGUCUCACCAGUUUGGAGGGCGAGGAUUACCUGGAAUGUCUGAAGGACACCAACUCCACAAAGUGCUUGAGGUGCUCCGGGGAGAAUUGCAAUCAACAGCUGCAACCCAGUGAGCGUUUGUCCUGUCAGAUCUGCGAUUCCAGUGAGGAUGCUACCUGCGAAUCAUCGCCCACCGCCUCUGCCCUCUGUCUGCUGCACACCGCCAAUCAGCAAUGCAUAACCUCCAUAGAUCUCUCGGGAAAUACCCAACGUGGAUGCAGUGCCUCGCUCGAAUGUGACUCCAGUAAUCCCAAGAAGUGUCAGCUCUGUUCGGGAGCCGAUUGUAAUGCCGGCAAUCUGAAGAGGCUGGAGGAUGGUCAGCCGGGUCUGUGGGGUCAGGACUUGCCCCUCAGCUGCCAGAGUUGCACGGAUGCCGCCAGUUGUGCUGCCAGCGAACUCACGAAUGUCACCUGCUCUAGUGAUUCCGAAUAUUGUGUGACCGUCUUCAGUGCCGAUGGAGCUGUUGCCGCCAAGGGCUGCAGCCAGGUGGUGGAGGAAACCUGGGCCACCUACUGCGAUGCCAAUGGAGGCAACUGCCACAACUGCAACUCCAACGGAUGCAAUGGUGCCAGAUCCCUGGAUUCCUACACCGAAUGCAUCUACUGCGAUUAUGAGAACGAGGAUUGUGCCACUAAUGCGGCGAAUGUCAAGUCCCGUCGCCUUUGCAAUGGCCAAUGUAUGACUGCCUCCCGCCAGAGAUCCAGUGAGAACUUCAUCUUUGACACUGUGCGAGGUUGUUUGGACGACAAGGAGCCGGAAGAUCAGGCUAGCUGCAUUGCCGGCACUGAUGGAACUUGCAAAGCCUGCUCGGGCGCCAACUGUAAUGUGGAUAUUAUUUCCGAUAUCACUCAGACCUGCUGGAAAUGCUCUGGAUCGGAUUGCGAUGAUCCGGAGUCCAGUCUCUGCAGCCAAUACAGUCCCACUGAUCAAUGCUAUAUCUUGUUUAGCUAUGAUGCUGAUAUCAAGGCUAUGGGUUGCAAGUCCGAUCUGGAUGAGGAGUAUGUGGAUGAUAACUUCCAUUCCCUGCUUUUCUGCGAUGAGAGCAAUUGCAACUUCUUCGAUAACCUGCCAGUGCCACACAAGUGCUACGCCUGCGAUUCCGAGGAAGAUCCCAACUGUGCCACGGAUCCCUCAAAGAUCGAGCUGGUUGGAAACUGUGGUAUUUUACCUUACAGUAGUUGCCAAACGAGGGUCAAAAAUGGCUUCACCCAGCGUAGUUGCCUGAGCAGCUUGCCUCGCGAACAAUUGGAGGAGUGCCUCGCUGGCACUGGAACCUGUACAGUCUGCACGGGUGAUCACUGCAACACCGAGAUAUAUCCCGCCGAUCGUCGUCGCUGCCAGAGGUGCAACUCCCUGACCGAUCCGACCUGCUCAUCGGGAACCGGUGAGGCUGCGGUGUGUCCCUUCUAUCUGGAGAACGAGGGAUGCAGUGCCAAGUUGGUGGACGGGGUAACCUAUCGCGGCUGCCAGCGGGAAUUCACCUGCAACGAUUCGGACAAACAGCACUGUCGCAUGUGCUCGGGCAAGGAUAACUGCAAUGUGGCAGAUCUCUUUGAGUCCUACAUUGGUUACCCCGGCAAGUGGUCCACUCCGCCGGUGAAUUGUUACACCUGCAAUGGCACCGAGUGCCAGGGAUCCAGCUCGGGCACCUUGCGCAAGUGUACCGGCAACGAUGAGCAAAACUGUGGAACCGUUUUCGAUGCUUCUGGGGCUGUGGUCUUCCGAGGCUGCUCCGACACUCUCUACGAGGACGAAGAGCUCCUGCAGUACUGCGAUGAGAACACGGGUAACUGCAAGUUCUGCAAGUCGACGGGCUGCAAUAACGCCAAGGAGUUGAGUGCCUAUGUGGAUUGUCUGUUCUGUGAUGGCAGCGAGGAUGCCAAUUGCGUUAGGAAGGUGGGAGAUGUUACCCGAACUCUAUCCUGCCAGGGAAGCUGCUUCACCGGCCUAUAUCCCCGCAAUCGGUCGGACUCGAAUCCCGUUUACGAUCUAGCGCGCGGUUGUCUGGAUGAUCUCGAGUACGAUGAUCGUGAGGCAUGUGCUGCUGGAACCUUGGAGAACUGCGCUUCCUGUUCGGGCGCCACUUGUAACACGGCCGAUGUGCCCGAAGAUCGUCUUAGCUGCAAUGUCUGUGAGGAUGCCGAGUGUGAAACGAUCACCAGCCAACUUUGCCUGGGCUAUCGGUCCGGAGAGCAGUGCUACAUUCAGGUGGACGAUCUGAGUAUCAAGGCCAUGGGUUGUGCCACCGAUCUGCAGGAUUCGUACCUCUUCAUCAACCGAAGGGAUCUUUACCUCUGCUCUGGCAACGAUUGCAACACCAAGGACAAGCUGAAAACUGGCGUUUCCUGCAAUUACUGCAAUUCCACUUAUGAUGACCGUUGUGUGAGCGGUGUUGGAAAUACGGCAGUUGUCUGCCAGCACCAAAUCAACCCCGAGUGCUACAACUACUUGAACGAAGAUGGCGUUUUGGUGCGUGGUUGCCUUAUGGACACCGAGGAUGACCUCUUCGAUGAAUGCUUAAGCUCUGGCAGCUCCAACUGCACCAUUUGCAGCACGAACAACUGCAACAGUGAGGUCUAUCCCUCGGAUUGGCUGACCUGUCUGCGCUGCGAUUCUUCCAGCGAUGCUGACUGUGCCCUGAAUCCCUCCAGCUACUCGAGCUAUUGCCGUACCUAUUCGGAGAACGAUGCCUGUGCCACUUCCUUGAGCAACGGACGAACUCGUCGUGGCUGCCAAUCGGAACUGAACUGCGAUGCAUCCGAGGCGGGAAGUUGCAGGAUUUGCACCGGAGCCGAUUGCAAUGAUGUGGAUCUGCAGUCGGGCUAUGUUGGCGAACCAGGAAAGUGGACGGAUCUCCCAUUAAGCUGUUACGAAUGCAAUGACGCCGCCAGUUGUGCCGCUGUUAGUGGCGAGGCCACCAAGUGUGAGGGUAACAACAAGCAGACCUGCUCCACGGUCUUCAAUUCCGAGGGUCAGGUGGUGUCCCGAGGAUGCAGUGAUACCGUCCUGGCUGCCCAUACGGAGUACUGUGACCUGAACAAGGAUAGCUGCGUGCAGUGCAAGUCGGAUGGUUGCAACAACGCCUUGUCCCUGGAUGCCUAUGUGGAUUGCUACUUCUGUGAUGCCGAGGAGGAUGUGAACUGUGCCUGGGAGAAGCCGGAGACCACCAGGAAGUGCCAGGGUCAGUGCAUGACGGGAUUGUAUCCACGCAGCUCCUCCUGGGACUCUGCUCUGCUGCCCACUCGCGGUUGCCUGGAUGAUCUUAACGAGGCGGAACGCACUUCCUGUGCGGCGGGAACUCAUGCCAAUUGCACUGCCUGCACUGGAUCCCUCUGCAACGGAGAUGAUGUCAUUGCCAAUCCUCAGGAGUGCUAUGCCUGCAAGGAUCCCUUGUGCGAAGACCCCGAAACCGAGAAGUGUGUGGCCUACAGGGAGCAGGAUCAAUGCUACCUGGCCUACGAUGACACCGGUGUCGUGGCCAUGGGCUGUGCCAGUGACUUUGAGACCCAGGUGAUCCAGGAGCUGGUGGCCCAACAGCGAUUGCUACUCUGUUCCGGGCAGAAGUGCAAUGAAUAUGGACUCACGCCCGAACCCCAAACUUGUCUGCACUGCAGUUCCACGGACGAUCCUCGCUGUGCCACCAAUCCGAAUCAGCUGCUCACCACCGACAUUUGCUCCAAGAUGCCCUACACCGAGUGUGUGACGCAGAUCGAUGCCAAGGGUAAUACCAUUCGUGGUUGUCUCUCCAGUUUGGCCAGCGGCGAGUUCUACGAGUGCCUCACUGGUGACGGAGAACUCUGCUCCACUUGCACUGGCGAACGUUGCAAUGGUCUCUCCGUCUUCCCUGCCGAUAGGAGGAAGUGCAUCCAGUGUGAUUCCUCGAGUGAUUCCAAUUGUGCUAGUUCACCAGCGAGUAUCACCAGCACUGUGUGUCCCAUUUACUCCCAGGACGAGGGCUGUGUGACUACCUUGUUGGAUGGAGUGACCUACAGGGGAUGCAAUUCGACGUUGACCUGCUCGAAUCCCUCAGAUUCCUCAACUUGCCGCGUUUGCAGCUCCGCCGAUGGUUGCAACACCGUUAAUCUGGAGCGAGUUGGCGAGGAUGGUUUGCCCGGAGCUUGGCAGGAUGUGCCCAUCGAGUGUUUGGUGUGCUCGGGCACGGAAUGUGCUUCUGGUGGAGGAACCCCAACAAAGUGCUCGGGUUAUGACAACUGUGUGACCGUCUUCGGCGAAACUGGAUCGGUUACCCAACGAGGUUGCUCGGAAACCGUCUUCGAGGCCUCCACGUACUGCGAUGAGAAUCCCUCAUCCUGCCCACGUUGCAAUUCCAAUAACUGCAACUUGGCUGAUUCUCAAGAUAACUAUGUGGAAUGCAUCGUUUGCGACUCCAGUGUGGAUUCGAAUUGCCUCAGUAAUCCCACCCAGAUCACCAAGACUCGCCAGUGCAACGAGCGUUGUGUCUCGGCCUUCCUGCCUUUGUUCAACGAAACUGAAGAUCCCAGCUAUGCGCUGAUCCGCAAUUGCUAUGAUGAUCUGGAGAAGGAGGAUCGCGAUGCUUGCACCGCGGGCAGCAAGAGAUUCUGUGCCACCUGUGAGGGUGCCAAGUGCAAUGUGGAGGACCUCGUGGCCAGCCGGCAAAGCUGUUUGGUCUGUCAGGGUGACGAGUGCCAGAAACCGGAGGCCAGCAGCUGCUCGAAUUACAGGGAGAACGAUGAGUGCUUCAUACAGUUCGAUGAGGAGAGAUCCGUGUCUUCGCUGGGCUGCCUGAGUGAACUCAGUCACGAGGAUAUCUAUCUGUUGAGACGUUCGAAGAGAUUGCUGACCUGCAGCGAUAACGAUUGCAAUACGAUUGAAUCCGUGCCGGAAAGCGAGAGUUGCACCUUGUGUAGCUCACGUACCGAGGCCAAUUGUGCGAUUAGUCCUUCCAGUGUGACCAGUUCGACGAACUGCGUCCUUGGAGGCUUCCCUGAAUGCUACUCCCGAAUCCUUUCCGAUGGACACACCGAGAGGGGAUGUCUUUCCAGCUUGGAGGAUGACGAUUUCCUUUCCUGCUACAAUGGCACCUCAACCUCUUGCAACUCCUGUCAAGGAAGCAGUUGCAACAAGCAGGUUUACCCCAGUAAUCGACGAUCCUGCCACGUCUGCAACUCCGACACGGAUGCCAAUUGCGCCUCCAAUCCUUCGAGCCUCACUGUUUGCUAUCUGUACGAAGCAGAUGACACGUGUGUGACCAAUCUGAGGAACGGCGUGACCUACAGGGGCUGCUCCUCCUCGCUGAGUUGCGAGGCGAAUGCCAAGACCUGUGUUUACUGCGAGGGAGAUGGCUGCAAUCAGGUGGAUUUGGCGGCCAAGUCGGAUGAUAACUACGGAAAGUGGCAGGACCUCCCGUUGGAGUGUCUCACCUGCGAGGGUGCCGCCUGCCAGGAGGAGGAUAUUCCCACCGUCAAGUGCCAGAACAACAACGAGCAGGACUGUUUGACCGUCUUUGGUUCGGAUGGCGUAGUCACGCGACGUGGCUGCCAGGAUGAGGUGGAAUCGGAUCCGACCAUCGCCACCUACUGCGGUUCCAAUGCCGCCAGCUGUCCCGCCUGCAAGUCCAACGGCUGCAACAAUGCCACAGCUCUCAGUCAGUACACCACUUGCAUUUACUGCGACUCCUACAAGGACUCGUCCUGCCUCUGGGAUCCAACGAGCACCACUCACAGGACUCGCCAGUGCCAGGGACAAUGUAUGACUGCUCUGUACGGCAGCAGUGACUCCGGUCUGGAUCUCAUUCGCACCUGUUUGGACGACAAGGAGGAGUCGGAUCAGCUGUCCUGUGCCAGUGGCAGUGAUUCUAGCUGCUCCGCCUGCUCCGGCGACUCCUGCAAUGUCCAGAGCCUGCCCGAAGAUCGCCUCAGUUGCUACACCUGCGAGGGCGACGAGUGCGAGGAUCCGCAGCCCAAGACCUGUGCCAUCUACAAGCCCGAGGACAGCUGCUUCCUGUGGGUGGACGAGGACAACGACCUCAAGCAACUCGGCUGCCUGAGCUCCUUCCGCAAUCAGGACUUGGAAUCGAUCAUCAAAACGAAACGCAUUGCCGUUUGCAAUGGCACCAACUGCAACGUCCCGCAACUUCAGUCCCCCGUGCGAUGUGCCGUCUGCGAUUCUCGCGAGGAUCCCACCUGCGCCACCAAUGCCGAGGCAGUGGGAGUCUUUGCCACCUGCAGCCAGUUGCCCCACACGGGAUGCUUCACCAAAUUGGAGGAUGAUGGUUCCACCCACCGUGGUUGCCUUUACGACCUCGGUCAGUCCGAUUUCGCCGCCUGUCUUCUUGGAAACGAUGCCAACUGUUCCGUUUGCUCCGUCGAUGGUUGCAAUCGUGAGGUCUUCCCUGCUGAUCGUCAAGUGUGCUAUUCCUGCACCUCUGCCGAUGAUUCCAGCUGUGAGUCGGAUCCUUCGUACACUUUGGCCUGUCCAUGGGUCAGCGAAACGGAGACCUGUAAGACCUUGCUCUCCGGAAAUGUGACCACUCGUGGUUGCAGCAGCCUCGUGGAGUGCGAUUCCAGUGACUUUAGCAAUUGCCGCAGUUGCUCGGGAAGCGAGUGCAAUGCCAUCGAUCUUCGCAACCGAGUGGAUGAUGGUCAGCAUGGAGUGUACCAGGAUUUGCCCUUGAAGUGUCACACUUGCGUAGGAGAACAUUGUCUAAGUUCGCUGGGACCGGCGGUCACGUGCACCCUGAAUAAGGAUCAGGAUUGUAAGACCGUCUUCGAGGCGGAUGGCGUGACGGUGAGGAGGCGUGGCUGCUCGGAUGAUGUGGAUGACUACGAGGAUCGUUAUUGUAGGAAGAACCCAUCUCUAUGCUUCACCUGCAAGUCGAAUGAGUGCAAUGAUGCCUGGUCCACGGAUGAGUAUGUCUCAUGUACCUUCUGCAAUUCUGCCAACCGAUCCACUUGCAUCACGGAUCCCAAAGGAUCGGACUUGACCCAGCGCAGUUGCAAGGGUCAGUGUCUGGUGGCUCUGAGUGGCGAGGAUUUGAUUCGAUCCUGUCUGGAUGACAAGGAACUGUACGAUCGCUCCGAUUGCACCACCGAUGAGAGUGGCACCAACUGUGCCUCCUGCUCGGGAGCCGAAUGCAACACCUUCUCGUAUCCCGCGGAUCGUCUGAGUUGCCACACCUGUGCGGAUUCGACUUGCUCAAGCAGCCAGUCGCAGGCUUGUUUGGCCUACAAAUCGGAUGACUACUGUUUCGCCAAGUAUGCCAGUGGCGGUGCCCUGGAGCUCAUGGGUUGCGCAAGUAGCCAGAAUAGCUCCAGUUUGGACGAGUGGCAGAAUGCGAAUCAGUUAUACUCUUGCCAAGGAAGCGAGUGCAAUGAGCUGAGCCGUCUGCCUGGCGAAGGUGAGUGUCUGGCCUGUGACUCCAGCAAAUCGCUGGAGUGCGCCCAGGAACCCACGGCUGUGACCUCAACUAUUAUCUGCAAUGCCCCCAAUUCCGAGUGUAUUACCCGCCUGGAGGAUGGCCAUACGAUCCGUGGCUGCAGGAGCGCCUUGAGCUCCGCCGAGAGCAGCAGCUGUGUGGCCAGCGGCACCUGUGCCGUUUGCUCCGGCGCCAAGUGCAACGCGGAGAUCUUCCCCAACAACCGACGACGCUGCCACAUCUGCAACUCCACCGCCGACUCCAAUUGUGCCAAGCAACCCAACAGCCUGGCCGUCUGUCCCAUCUAUGCGGCCAAUGAUAACUGUGUCACCUCCUACAACGAUGGACUUCUGAGGAGGGGCUGCGCUAGUGAGUUGGAGUGCGAGAUCGACAACGAGGACCACUGCAACAAGUGCUCCACCGAUGGCUGCAACACCGUUGAACUUACUGGAUCCGCCGGUGGACUGUCCGGCAUCGGACUGGGCCUCACCCUCCUCGUCGCCUGGCUGAUCAGCUCCACGCAGCGACUGUAGCUCCCAUUCCUCCAUCUAGUUAAGUAGAUUUAUAUAGAGUAGAGCCUUAUGUAAUUAGAUUGCUGUGCUGAGGGCGAUGGGCCGUUUGGACCAUUCGCACGAUCUACAAACGAUUUGUAAAUAAACCAAACGACAAUUUCGAACAAA
Drosophila takahashii is the source of this 9148-nucleotide messenger RNA. RefSeq lists its product as uncharacterized. NCBI's taxonomy places the organism in Eukaryota, Metazoa, Arthropoda, Insecta, Diptera, Drosophilidae. The record is from RefSeq and is a predicted model, not a curated record.